This is a messenger RNA of Ctenocephalides felis (cat flea), 1051 nucleotides long. RefSeq names its product peroxisomal membrane protein PEX16 (gene Pex16). Lineage: Eukaryota; Metazoa; Arthropoda; Insecta; Siphonaptera; Pulicidae. Gene Ontology annotation, cellular component: peroxisomal membrane. Gene Ontology annotation, biological process: peroxisome organization. The record is from RefSeq and is a predicted model, not a curated record. The transcript has a single exon. The coding region runs from base 41 to 1045 and encodes 334 amino acids.
GAAAUAACAAAAUAUUUAAUUCAGUAUAAACAAAUUUUAUAUGAUGCCUCUGCAUAUUACGUUGUACGAAUUAUACACAUCUUAUGAAAAAUGGGUUAGUACUCAUCCGCAUUUGGUAAAUGAUGCUGAAACUAUAGUAAAAUGGCUCUCUUAUUUUAUUGCGGGAAGAAUGAACACUUCAAAUGUAGUAACAGAAUUGAUAUAUUCUCUAUCUAAUCUCUUAGUAUUGUUCAACGACCGUAUAAUAUAUAAAUCAAGAAAGAUUAAUUACAGACCUGAUGAAGUUACAAAGUUGAAACUAUUGUUGACAACUGUUGAAUAUUGUGAAGUAUUUAUUGAAUUAUCAGUUAAACGUUAUUUAGGAGACAAAGCAAAAUGGAUUGUUAUUGCCUUAUUACAAAUUUAUAAAUGUCUAGGCAGACUUAUUUUAUUAUAUUAUUAUGAUGAAGAAAUAAUUCAAUCUCCUCCUGUACCCCCAUUACAACGUCGCAAAGAAAUAGAAACAACAGAACAAGUAAUAUCGGAGCCAACUUUAUCAUUUACUCUGAAAAGAUCAGGACGAAUUUUAAGGAAAGUUGACACAGCACCUCCAAAAGAGCUCCGAACAUGGAAUCCACCACAAAGCACUGAAAAAAGAAAUUGCAGGGUUAACAAAGGAUCGCUGACUACUGCUGAGACUUUGUAUAUUAUAAAGCCAUUGGCACAUUUGGUUGCUAUGCGUACUUUUGGAACAGAGUCUUGGAAAAUGUGGCUUAUAUCCCUGGGAUUUGAUAUUUCCAGCUUACGUCUCUUUUCCAAAGCCACGACUUCUGAAACUAAAGUAGUAUUGACAAAGCAACAAAGAAUUGAACUUUCGAGAAGAUGUUUAAUGUUAUUUAUGUAUUUGAUGAGAUCUCCAUGUUAUGAUCGAUAUACAAAAGAUGCAGUCAUUUCAGUAUUAAAUGGAAUAGGUAACAAAAUUCCUUUUGCAAAUUCCGUUGUAGUUCCAAUAUUGCAGUACUUACCACAUUGGCAGAAAACAUAUUUUUAUAUGUGGUCUGGUUGAUUUAUU